Messenger RNA from Magnolia sinica, 1268 nucleotides. Its product is annotated as clathrin light chain 2-like. NCBI's taxonomy places the organism in Eukaryota, Viridiplantae, Streptophyta, Magnoliopsida, Magnoliales, Magnoliaceae. The transcript has 3 exons. Bases 153 to 1079 code for a protein of 308 amino acids. Gene Ontology annotation, biological process: clathrin-dependent endocytosis; intracellular protein transport; clathrin coat assembly. Gene Ontology annotation, cellular component: plasma membrane; clathrin coat of trans-Golgi network vesicle; clathrin coat of coated pit. The record is from RefSeq and is a predicted model, not a curated record. Gene Ontology annotation, molecular function: clathrin heavy chain binding; structural molecule activity.
GAAGAGAGAUUAUCAAGGCCACUGGAUUUGCUGGGGUGAACGAUAAGAUACCGGAGCAAACGGGCGCCGAUUAGCGCGCCGAGGAACCGAUCGCAGAGACACGCGACUCGGGUCCAGAGAGAGAGAGAGAGAGAGAGAGAGAGAGUUGAAGGAUGUCUGGAUUUGGUGACUCGUUCGGAGCUGAAGGAGACGAUCCGAGACCCGCCGCGUCGACUCGACCUUUCGAUGACGACGGAUACCUAGGGUACGAUCCUCGCCUCCCUUCACAGCGCUUCGACGCCUUCUCCAAUUUCACCGACAAUGAUUCCAACAAGGAUCCGGUCGACGACUCGUCUUCACCCGUUUUCAACUCGGCGGCCUACACCGAGUUAGACGACGCGUUUCCAUCCCAGGCCGGACCCGAUACACCUCCUCCUCCUCCCCCUCCGAUCUACGGCAGUGGGGGCGGAUUCUCAACUUUCUCUCCGGAAUCAAACGGGAAGGCGGCCUUUGAUGGGGUUUUUGCAGCAGAGUCCGACGGUCCGAACCUUCCGCCUCCUUCUGAGAUGCAGCCCGAGGAAGGCUUCAUACUCCGCGAGUGGAGACGACAAAAUGCUAUACGCCUUGAGGAGAAGGAAAGGAGGGAGAAAGAAUUGUUGGCACAGAUAAUAGAUGAAGCAGAUGAAUACAAAGUUGACUUCUAUAGGAGGAGGAAGCUCACUUGUGAGACAAACAAGACAAAUAAUAGAGAAAAAGAGAAGCUGUUUCUGGCCAAUCAAGAGAAAUUCCAUGCAGAAGCAGAUAAGCAAUACUGGAAGGCAAUUGCAGAGCUCAUUCCUAAUGAAGUUCCGAGUAUUGAAAAGAAAAGAGGAAAGAAGGAUCAGGAGAAGAAAACGUCAAUCCUUGUGAUCCAAGGGCCGAAACCUGGCAAGCCAACUGACCUCUCAAGAAUGCGCCAGAUACUCCUGAAGCUCAAGCACACACCCCCACCACACAUGAAGCCCCCACCUCCAGCAGCACCGGCUCAGCCUGCCAAAGAUGCUGCUAAGACUACCUCUACUGCUGCGCCCUCCAAGGCGGCUGCUGUAGCUGUCGCUUGAGGUGUCUGAUAUACUUUCCAUUGGUCUUGCUAUUGUAUGUUUAAAGCAUAGGAUGUUUUAAGUAUGUGUUUGUUUGAGAUGCUACUGAGAUGGUCUGGAGUCUAUACAUGCGUGUGGUAGUUUAUCUGUUCCUUUUUGGAUACUGGAUUUUGUUGAUGUUGGAAAUCUAUGAAUAGUGGUGUAUUUUCA